ACUUCACUUCACUUCCGCGUCGCCGUUGUGUUCAGCUGUGAUUGGAAGUAGAGUUCACUGAGCUUUCCCCCCCCUACCUGAGUUAUGGAAAUACACUCUUUCUUAUUGAGUUGAUUCAACUUGUAAAUCUCAUGAGCGUGUAUCUUCUUGUAUAUUCUGGAAAAUAUUCUAAAAAGACACGAAGCAAAGCAGGAAAAAGAAAGCUAGCAUUUUAGCUUGCCCCUCUUUUUUUUGGACAGGUGAUCUCUGUCAGUGGCUGCAGGGUUACCUGUGGAAGAUGGAUUUUCUCUGUGAAAUAGUCCAAGCCCUGGUCGCACUGGCAGCUCUAUGUUUGAUAGUGGUGCUCGUAAUCGCUCACGUCACUGCCAAGAUGGUGAACCUGACACGCCACGAGAAAGAGAAAAUUUUUCUUACAGCCGCUGGAGAGAAGGAGCUUUUCCCAAGCUUACACGAUCCCCACUCCAGAGAGCUGUCUGUGGUGAUACCGGCCUACAACGAGGAGCUCCGAAUGCCUGUGAUGCUCGAGGAAACUAUGGAGUACUUGGAAAACAGACAGGCAAAGCAUCCCUCUUUUACCUAUGAGGUCAUUGUGGUUGAUGAUGGCAGCAAAGACAAAACCACAGAGGUUGCUAUGCGGUACACCAGGGAGUACGGCGCAGACAAAGUGCGAGUCCUGACGCUGGUGAAGAAUAGAGGGAAAGGAGGAGCUGUGAGGAUGGGAACUCUGAGCUCCAGAGGGAAACUCAUUCUGAUGGCAGAUGCUGACGGAGCCACAAAAUUUUCUGACCUGGACAAAGUGGAGGCUGGACUUAAUGACCUCGACCCUAAACCAGAGAACAUGGCAAUUUCCUGUGGUUCCAGAGCUCACCUGGAGCAAGACUCUGUAGCUCAGAGAUCUACGUUUCGCACAUUCCUGAUGUAUGGAUUUCACUUCCUGGUGUGGUUCUUUUGUGUGAGAGGGAUCAAGGACACACAGUGUGGGUUUAAGCUUUUCACACGUCAGGCUGCCCUCAAGACCUUCUCCUCGCUCCACGUAGAGCGAUGGGCUUUUGAUGUGGAGCUUCUGUAUAUCGCCCAGUGUUGUAAAAUCCCCAUAGCAGAGGUGGCCGUCAACUGGACUGAAAUAGAAGGGUCCAAACUGAUCCCGUUUUGGAGCUGGUUGCAGAUGGGAAUAGACCUGAUCUUCAUUCGCCUGCGUUACAUCACAGGAGCCUGGAAGCUGCAGUCGCCUGAAAAGACAGACUAGCCAAUCAGACGAGCCCAGGUGUCAUAGAGGCAGCCUAUGAUAGGGCAGUCAAUCCUUUGUAUGAGGUGGGAUUAACGGCUGUGUCCGUCAUUUCCUGUAAUCAAGAGAAAAGUUCAAAAAAGAAAAGUAUUUUAUUUUUUUUUCAGACGUUUUUCUAUUCAGACGUCAUCAGAUGUGAAGGAAUGACACAGUUGUGAGCUCUUGGAUGUCCUGCCUUUUUUUUGUUUUUAUUAUCGGGUUCUGGCUUGUGAUGGCCGUUGUUACAAGCACAUUUCUGUUGUCACGGUAACAGAAUGUCUCUAUGACUGGUCUGUGUACUAAGUUACUCAACCUUUAUUUUGUGGCCAAUCAGCUGUGAGUGAGAAAGACUUGUAUUGAAAAGUGAAUGAUCUGAGAAUCAGUGCGUAAUGGCUGACUGAUGGUAGAAUGAAUGUUAUAUUAGAUUUAAAAAAGGGAGGGAUUGUAUAUUUGAGGAGGCUUGGGAAUGGGGUAAUGGGCAGGAUGACUUGAACCAAAAUAAAAACAAUUCAUACAUCA
Molecule: messenger RNA, 1783 nt
Organism: Labrus mixtus (cuckoo wrasse)
Lineage: Eukaryota; Metazoa; Chordata; Actinopteri; Labriformes; Labridae
Gene: alg5
Product: ALG5 dolichyl-phosphate beta-glucosyltransferase
Exons: 10
Coding region: 278-1246 (322 amino acids)
Cellular component (GO): endoplasmic reticulum membrane
Source: RefSeq, a predicted model, not a curated record